GCAGAUGCUCAUCAAAGGAAGGGGCCGAUAAGGUGCAGCUGCAGCUUUAUGUUGGUGAAAAAGUUAGUAGUAUUAUCUCUUAUAAUAAAAAAGAGAGAUAAGUGUUUAUGCAGUAACACAAAAAAUACAUGACUCCUCGAACUUGCAAAGUUGAAGUCGUAUAUAUUCUUCGAUUGUUCUUGUUUUUAUGCAUAUAUUCUGUUACAUCAUUGAAGACCAGAUAUAAAACGUCGCUACUUUUCUAAUAAGUAAAGUUUAGAAGAAAGGCUCCAAAAAAUAAGAUAGUUCUCGGCGUCAGUUAUGUUGUUGAGAUUUCUGAUGUAUUGGUGAUUUUUACUGUAUUCACUAUUAAAUAUGUUUAUAUAUGAAGAAAGUAUGCUUGAUUUUUUCAAGAAUUGGCAAUCCUUUUUUAAUAUACUUUAAUUGAUGAAUUUCAAAAUGGCAUUAUAAUUUAGGAUAUGCCAUUGUGAAAACACAUUGAUCAAAGCAUAUGAAGAGAUUACAGCUAACCCAUUUGUUUUAUCUUUUCCAAUAAUAUGGUGAUGGCAGGAAACGAAAAUGCGCCAGGUGCUUUGGCAGAUGACGCAUUAUCCGCAAGACUACAAUGGCUACGUCAACGUCGAGAAGCCUUACAAGAGAAGCUUACUCAAAAAAAUAAUGAGUUGAAAAAUUUGUGUGUAGAAGAGGCGGAAAUAACAGGAGUUUUACCUCCAGAAAUACCUCUGGAACCUGGAGAAAGUCCUCCAAUUUUUCAUAGGAAAGACGUUACACUUAUAUAUCCACAAAAAUCAGUUAAUAUACUGAAGACAGCUGAUGUUGAAGAGUCAGAAUUGGAAUUGGAGAGGCAGGUACAACUUGGAAUUGUAGAAACUGCAUUGAGUAUUGUUAAUGAUACUACAGAGAGCAAAGCUACACGACGUAAGCACAGACUUGCUUAUCAGCAAAGUCAGCGACGACUGCAAGAGCUAGAGACAGAAUUGAACUUUAUAAGGCAGAGUCGUGGAAAAGCCCAUCGAUCAGCACAGUUACCAAUCCAUACGGCAAAUUAUAAUACGCAAUCGCAUUUGCACGUUAAUGUAAAACACAGGACGAAGAAACCACGACCACCCUUAGAUAGUACAGGAAACGAAGUAACUACUCCAAAAUUUGCUGGAAGAGGUAUACUCCAUGAACCUGGUAUUAGUCUGAGCCCAAUAGGAUCUGAAGACAAAUAUAUUCUGGACAAACCCAACACCUAUUCCGGACAUAGCUACGAGGAGCAAUCGAAUGUACCGAACAUCUGCAAUCAUCACAGUAGUACUUAUCCCGGUGCGAGUCCUGUCGAUCAUCCAAACAUUAAUAUCGUCGAGCAUGAUCACAAUGAUAAUCACAAUAUUUAUAUUUUGCCGGAUCAAUACCGUGCUCGUACAUAUUCUCACGGAAGCGGUGGGUCCCGUGGCCACUAUCCAGAUACUGAGAGAACUUAUCGACCUUACGUGCCCAAUACUUAUACAGAGGACGAGCGUCAAAUGCGUUAUCGGCAUAUCCAGCAUUUGCAACAGAAGCAACAGCAAUUACAAGAGAGUCAUAGGCCGCAAUAUAUAGGUUCCAUCGAAUACAAACACUUGGAUAACGCGGAUAUUGUACGGAGAACGAGCCAAGGAACUUACGAAAAAGAUUUUCGCACGUCACAUUAUACGCCUAUCACUGAUUAUCAGAUUUAUUAUAAAAAUAGUUCGCAAUCUCAGCAGCCUUUAUUGAGGCGAGAUCGUGAUUCGUCUUCAUCUGCUGGCAAGAAUGUCCCGCGACACAUCGGAAUCAGCAGUGCAUCGAUCGAAACACAAUUGCUAUCUGGCUACUGGGUACGUCACAACGACGAUAUUCAUUGGGUGAGCAUUGACGAAUCCGAUAGAUUCGGCAGUCUGGAUCGUAGACGGCGAAAUGCUCAUCAUAACAGCUGUGGUACAAAUUCGGAAAUGCAAUCACGUUAUCGCACAGUCGCCGUGACGGGCGUCAAAGGUUCGCCCACCAGCAGCAACAUUAUCUCCUCAUCCCAUCAGCAUCACUCUGUUCAUCUAUUACCAUUAGCUGAACAACAAAUGCCGUUGACAAACAAUAACCACAACAAGAUGCUGCUACGUACGCAAUCUUUGGGAAGUGUGGAGACGUGGCAGUCGAAUUAUUCUCACGAUUCACACGACGGCAAAGACGCGGCCGUGGAAUAUGUUAAUAAUAAUAAUAAUAAUAAUAAUCGUAAGAGUCGUCAGAAGGAAUGGUACGAAACAUCUGUGGAUUCAGGAGCGAGUGCGAGUUUGGAUCACAAUUUGAUUGCUACCCAUAAGAAUACGCUUGCUUAUCAAUCGAGUCCUCCACCAGUUCGUAUCAAGACAGUCAUUAAUGAAAAUGGGAGGGAUAAUCAAACGAGCAGUGGAUCGCUGCCUAAUAUGAGUCCGGUAAAUCAUCACAAAAGGGAAAAGUCUGAGGAAUGCCGGCAACACACAGUACAACCGCACGUUCGUUACGAUCAGUCUGCAACAAGACCGAAAGUGCUGGAGAUACCGGCCGAAUCAAAGCCGUCUUUGGAUGUUUGUGAUGAUGCGAUUCGACCGCCAUUGGGUUCACCACAAAACUGCACGGUUGUUCAGCCGGGGAAAUAUCAGCCAUACAGAGAAGUAACGAAGCCCUUCGAGAUGUCGGAUUUUUACAAAUAUUCGACGAAAUUCCGCAAAAGGAACGAAGCCGUUACGCAAUCUCAAACCGGAAACGAUUCUCCUCUUCAAGAGAACUAUCACACGGAAAUUGGUUCCAGCGAUUUGUCCAGGAAUACCAAUACUUACAACUUUGCACAAAACAUCGAUAACAUUACUGCCAGUCCAGUGCAAAGAAGACUCUAUCAGCCUGUGCAGCGUAUGACUUGCCAACCUUAUCUCUCAUCAUUGAGAUAAUCGCAUAAAAUAUAGAAAGAGAGAAAGAGAAAGAACUCAUUACUGCAAUUAAUUAUCACACACACGCACAAAAUUUAAUUGAAGAAAGGCUAGUCCUAACGAGAAAUAUUUCUUCUUUAAUCUUAAUGCACUGAUAUAUAAGACAUAUCAUACAUAUAAAUAAUAAAAAUUUAUAAUAAUUUGGCAAAUAUGGUCGAUAUUGCCACAAAAUUUUUUCAAUUGCAAUUGAUUACGUUGCAGGAUAAUAAUAAAAAUUAUGUCGAUUAAUUGACUAAUAUUGGGACCUAAAUAGUGCCUUUUAUUGCUUAAUUGAAAUUUCAAGUGGAUAAGAAAUAAUAUUACAAAAUAUGUAUAUUUUGAAAUUAUAUAUCUUAAAUUGAAAUUGGUAGCUUUGCUAAAGUUAUCUUCCACUUGCUAACUUCUAUUAUAUUGUAUUGAUAAUUGUGUCAAUAUUAAAUUAUAUAUAUAUUUUCUAUAAACAAUAUAAAUGAGAUGAAAUUUUGGAGAAAAGAUUUUGCGAAGAUUACUAUUAACAAGUUAUUACUAUUGGUUGUUAGAUGCUUCUUCUAUAUAAACACGUUUAUUAUAUUAUUAGGUGAGAGUCUAUAAAUUUGUUACAUGCAGACUUGUAUUUUUAGGAAUUUACUCUAUCAAUAGUCUGUCUCUUAUGACUGAACACAAAAUGUGUAAUGUGGUUUCAUAUAGUUUGAAAGAAAUGAUAAUAUUCUCAACAGUUCUAUGUAAAAAAAUCAGAAAAGGAUAUAUGUGCAUUUAGUUUUAGAACAAUGACAAUACACAAAGAUAUAUAUGAAUAAUAACAUAUAAAUUGUUCAUAUGUUAUAUAUGCCUAUAUAUUAUAUUUUAUCGCUCGGCCUAUAACAUUAAAAAAAAAAUAACAUAAAUCUCUCUCGCUAGAUUUUGUUUACCACAAUGUGUUCGCUGGAAAUAAUUUUAUAUCUAAUUAAGUAUAAACUUAAUUCUCGCAUUGGACACGUUAAUUAUGUGUUAGCGUUUAUUAACGCGUAAUAACAUUAUAAUUAUCUUUUUGGAAAAGCUUAUUAUAUAUAUAUAUAUAUAUAUAUAUAUAUAUAUAUAUAUAUAUAUAUAUAACUAUAUAAUUCAUAGUUUAUUAAAACUAUAGAUAUUUACUUAAUUCAUAUGCUGAAAAGAACUCCAAUCACAGAUGUAGAAAGUAACAAACAGAUAUAGCCUUAUAUUAGCUGUGAUUAUUUAUAUAUUGCGUAUUGCGUAUACUAUUUUUAUAAAAUUUUUUUGUAAUGCUUUAUACAUCAGUUUUUCACAUAUCAAUAAAAAAUGCUAAUUUAA
Cataglyphis hispanica is the source of this 4250-nucleotide messenger RNA. RefSeq lists its product as uncharacterized. The transcript has 5 exons. Gene Ontology annotation, biological process: establishment of epithelial cell polarity. The record is from RefSeq and is a predicted model, not a curated record. Bases 537 to 2924 code for a protein of 795 amino acids. NCBI's taxonomy places the organism in Eukaryota, Metazoa, Arthropoda, Insecta, Hymenoptera, Formicidae.